Colossoma macropomum (tambaqui) is the source of this 2456-nucleotide messenger RNA. RefSeq names its product inhibin subunit beta Ab (gene inhbab). Gene Ontology annotation, biological process: SMAD protein signal transduction; BMP signaling pathway. The record is from RefSeq and is a predicted model, not a curated record. Bases 828 to 2111 code for a protein of 427 amino acids. Gene Ontology annotation, cellular component: extracellular region. Gene Ontology annotation, molecular function: growth factor activity; cytokine activity; hormone activity. NCBI's taxonomy places the organism in Eukaryota, Metazoa, Chordata, Actinopteri, Characiformes, Serrasalmidae. The transcript has 2 exons.
GAGAGAGAGAUGUACCGAUGGGAGGAAAGUGAGACAGAGAGAACGCACGCGUGAGUGUUAGGAACUCUUUGCCAGGGAAGGAAAAAAAACUGUUACACAUAUUACUGGGGGAGUUGCUGAGGAGAGAAAGAGAGAGAGAGAGAAGAAAAAAAGGAAAGUAGAAGUUAGUGACUCAGAAGUAGUGAGGAAGAUAGUAAUAAACUGAGAGGGAGGAAAGCAGGGGGAGGAAGGUAUAAUUACAGAGAGAGAGAAAGCGAGAGGGUACACACAGUGAAGACAGAGAGAGAGAGAGAGAGAGAGAGAAAGAGGGAGAGAGAAAGAGUCAGAGAACUGUCUAACCCUGCCCACUUUCCACAAAACCAUUCAACUCCGGCACAGUGAGCUGCACUCUGUCAGCUUUCUCCACAGCUCCGCACCUCUGCUGUCCGAAGCUCGGCAGGACCACAACCGGAACCAGGACCGUCAGGACCGUCAGGACCACGGCCAGCGCCACAAGCAGGACCCAGGACCAGGACCCAGGACUAAAGCCAGAGCAGAACCAGCUCCAACACAGCCGGACCCGAACCUCCGGAGCAGAAUCUAUUCACUGUCCGGGACGCUCCUGUCCAGGACCGCCUGUCGACUGACCCCUUCUUCUUGUCGCCAUGGCCGCUUCUCUCAGAUAAGGAUUAUUUUAGCCUUCACGCCUCUUAUUUCCCGCCUGCUCAGUUCUUGAACAGGCUGGACGGCCGCUUGUCCACUGCUGCUGCUGGCAGCCGAGCCGGCCGAGCAAGCUCCGGGACGUGUCAGUCGUGAGAUUGUUCUCCUCUUUUUGUCCCGUGCCCAGGAUGUCCUCCUCCUCCUCCUCCUCCUCCUCCUCCUCCCUCGCCCUGACACUGACCCUGCUGCUCCUGCUGUCCGGCUGCUUAACCAGCCGCUGCUCCCCAACGCCUGCGGGACCAGAGAGCCAGACCCAGCAGCAGCAGCAGCAGGAGCCUCAGCCUGGGUCCCAGGACACAGAACAGAGGGACAGCCCAGCUACCCCAUGCCCGUCCUGUGCUCUUGCCCAGUUACAGCAAGACCCAGUGGCCUCAGAGCCCGGCAUGGUGGAGGCGGUGAAGAGGCACAUUCUCAACAUGCUGCACCUGAGCGCGCGGCCCAACAUUAGCCACCCGGUGCCCCGUGCCGCCCUGCUCAACGCCCUGCGCAAGCUGCACAUGGGUCGCGUGGCCCGGGACGGCACGGUGGAGAUUGAAGAGGAGGGAGAGGAGACCGGAGAGCAUGAGGAUGAGCAGCCCUCCGAAAUCAUCACCUUUGCAGAGCCAGGAGAUGCCCCUGACGUUGUGAAAUUUGACAUUUCCAAGGAAAAUGGUGCGCUGUCCCUGGUGGAGCAGGCCAACGUAUGGCUGUUUCUGAAGCUGGCCAAGGGCAUUCGCGGCAAGGGCAAGGUGUCUUUGCAGCUUCUGCAGGCCAGACGCCCCGGUUCCGACCCGAGUCCGGAUAACCAGGAGCAAGAACAGGUGGUGUCUGAGAAGACGGUGGACGCCCGCCGCAGUGGCUGGCACACUCUGCCCGUGGGACGCAGUGUCCAGGAGCUACUGGACAGGGGGGGCAACACUGAGCUCCGGCUAAGGGUGUCCUGCCCUCUGUGUGCUGGUGCCGGAGCCAUUCCCAUCAUCUCCUCAGGGGACGGGAAAGAGAAAGAACAGUCGCACCGACCCUUCCUGAUGGUGGCGCUCCGGCCAGCAGAGGACCACCCGCUCCACCGGCGCAACAAGCGCGGCCUGGAGUGUGACGGCAAGAUCCGCACUUGCUGCAAGCGCCAGUUCUACGUCAACUUCAAGGACAUCGGCUGGAGCGACUGGAUCAUUGCGCCUUCUGGUUAUCACGCCAACUACUGCGAGGGCGAGUGCCCCAGCCAUGUGUCCAGCAUCACGGGCUCCGCCCUCUCUUUCCACUCCACCGUCAUCAACCACUACCGCAUGCGCGGCUACAGCCCUUUCACCAACAUCAAGUCGUGCUGCGUGCCAACACGCCUUCGUGCCAUGUCCAUGCUCUACUACAACGAAGAGCAGAAGAUCAUCAAAAAGGACAUUCAGAACAUGAUCGUAGAGGAGUGCGGCUGCUCAUAAAAGUCGAGAGAAACCUCUAACAAACCUUCUUCUUGGUGGACUAGCAGUCUGUGUCAGCCCACGAACGUUUCUCGAAACUGUCGUUUGUCUUUUGACUCAGACGAUUUAUCUUGUGGUUAUGUUUAUGGACCCAUCUAUUUGGGACUCUUGGUUUGAGUGAUCUCUCUGUGGCACUUUCAUAUAAAUGUAAAAAAGAAGACUUAAAAACGUAAUAUAUUUUUGUUAUCUGAAGUGGGGGGGUGUGAGGGAAUGGGUGCAUGGUCAAGAUAAAAAUGUCAUUCCAUGUUCUCUGCGCUGCAAUAAAGAGAAGCGUCUCGGAAGUAUGAACCCGAGAAAAACGAACUA